CCAGGUGCGGAGUAACCCUUAGCCGCUGCGCGCCCUUCACCCCUGAGCCAGCGUGGUUGAUCGUCUGGCGCCUGCGCGGCCGGGGUCUCGGAUUCUGGUCGCUCUGCAGUCUACGUGGGCUAGGUAUCUCCAGGGUGGUGCACAGGAUCUCUUUUCGGCAACUUUGAACCAGUGCAAUGGCGACUGAGGUCAACGGGGCUCCCAAGGAUGCUGACCUGUGGCACUCGCACAAUAAAAUGCUGGCACAGCCGCUGAAGGACAACGACAUAGAGGUUUACAACAUCAUUAAGAAGGAAAGCAAACGGCAGAGGGUUGGAUUAGAGCUGAUCGCCUCAGAGAAUUUUGCCAGCAGAGCAGUUUUGGAGGCCCUGGGCUCUUGCCUAAAUAACAAGUACUCUGAGGGGUACCCAGGCCAGAGGUAUUACGGUGGCACUGAGUUCAUCGAUGAGCUGGAGACCCUCUGUCAGAAGCGAGCCCUGCAGGUCUAUGGUCUGGACCCCCAGUGCUGGGGAGUCAACGUCCAGCCCUACUCAGGGUCCCCUGCCAACUUCGCAGUGUACACCGCCCUGGUGGAACCCCAUGGACGCAUCAUGGGCCUGGACCUGCCUGAUGGAGGCCAUCUGACCCACGGGUUCAUGACAGAUAAGAAGAAAAUCUCUGCUACGUCCAUCUUUUUCGAAUCUAUGCCCUACAAGGUGAACCCAGACACUGGCUACAUCAACUAUGACCAGCUGGAGGAGAACGCCCGCCUCUUCCACCCGAAGCUGAUUAUUGCAGGAACCAGCUGCUACUCCCGAAACCUGGAUUACGCUCGAUUGCGGAAGAUUGCUGAUGACAAUGGGGCGUAUCUCAUGGCCGACAUGGCACACAUCAGUGGGCUGGUGGCGGCUGGCGUGGUGCCCUCCCCCUUUGACCACUGCCAUGUGGUGUCCACCACCACCCACAAAACCCUGAGAGGCUGCCGGGCCGGCAUGAUCUUCUACAGGCGAGGAGUGUGCAGCGUGGAUCCCAAAACUGGCAAAGAGAUCCUGUACAACCUGGAGUCGCUCAUCAAUUCUGCUGUGUUCCCAGGACUGCAGGGAGGCCCCCACAACCACGCCAUUGCUGGGGUCGCCGUGGCUCUGAAGCAAGCCCUGACUCCAGAAUUCAGACUUUAUCAGUGCCAGGUGGUGGCCAACUGCAGGGUUCUGGCUGAGACUUUGAUGGAGCUGGGCUACAAAGUAGUAACAGGUGGUUCUGACAACCAUUUGAUCCUCGUGGAUCUCCGUUCCAAAGGCACGGACGGUGGCAGGGCUGAGAAGGUGCUAGAAGCCUGUUCUAUUGCCUGCAACAAGAACACCUGCCCAGGUGACAAAAGCGCACUGCGGCCCAGUGGGCUGCGACUGGGGACCCCAGCACUGACAUCCCGCGGACUUCUGGAAAAAGAGUUCCAAAAAGUAGCCCUCUUCAUUCACAAAGGGAUAGAACUGACUCUGCAGAUUCAGAACGACGUUGGUGUCAAGGCCACCCUGAAGGAGUUCAAGGAGAAACUGGUAGGGGAUGAGAAGCACCUUAGCAGCAUCAGAGCUCUCAGGGAGGAGGUGGAGAGCUUUGCAGCUCUUUUCCCUCUGCCUGGCCUGCUUGAUGCCUAGAGGAGCCACCAGGACUGCCCGAGGCACUUACCCAAGGACACAGUGCCCUUCCCAGGAGAGAAGCACCGCCCUACACAGGAUCUGGUCAACUUCUCUACGCUGAGGGUUUCUUUGGGACUUUUCUCAUGUUAUCUUUACAAAUCAAAAUCUGUUUAAGCCUCAUUGUUAGUUAAGUCUGGGACAAAUUAUUAAGUUUAAAUCUGAAUCUCACUACUAUAUGUAUCAUUAUUCUGGAAAAAUGAAAUAUUAUUUAGCCUUAAUUCAUUUAAACAGUGGGGUAGGGCAGAGCUAUUGGGAAGAUUUCAGUAAUUUUACUCACCCUUCUCAUAGAGAUAUUGGGUUUCCUCCAACUCAAUGAAGCAAAUAAGAAACAUAAGUUCAUAGCUUAUAAAAGCUACCCAUAUUUUGUUACCUGGUGGGAUGCCAGAGAACUGAAUUAUGACCUUACAACUGAAGAGGGAAAUUCUCCUUAAGCUUCUGCUAUGUGCUUUCAAUCAGAAUUCUAAGUUAGACAAGUCUAUAUAAGGUGCCACCCACUAUGUGGAUUUCUCUAUUAGCAACUCAGUAUGCUGCAGAAAUGGUCUUCACCAUCCCCCCUGGGCAGGCUGGAGGGCCUGGGGCACCUGAUCCUCUCUCGCUCUCAGAGUCAGCCACAGGCUCCCCUGCCUUGUUGAGAGAACUCCCUUCUGUAAUCAGGAAGCCAAAUGUCACCUUCCCAAAGAAAUUUUAUUUUUCAUAAAGCUGAAGUGCAAAACAUAAAUGACCAUUUUUAAUAAGCACAGAUUUUUAACCACAGAAUGUCUACAAGAAUUAUAGCUUUAAAAAAUACAACCAAUUUUUAUAUUUCAAAAAUAACUCAAAUAAAUUAAUUUCUUAAAAAGUACACUUCUCAUACUAUUUGUUUGGCAUUUACUCUGGUGCAGCCAUACCUACGAGCUGCUGUCACACACGCCUGUUAUACUCUCACCCUCGUCACUGUGACAACCGCAGCUCAUGUGGUGAGCUCAGGUUCAUAUUCACAAAUAUGGACAAACAUGCAGUAAUAAAAUACUUUUCAAAAAAAUAACAAGAUUUCCUUACAGACUAUGCUUUUCAUUGCAACCUUAAAGGUGGCAUUUCUCUCAGCUCGACUUGUGUAGCCAGCCAGCAUUGGGCAGUCAGUGGGUGGAGCCCUGUGGUCUGCCUGGAAGGCACCUGUGGCCUAGGGUCCACUAUAUUGGCACUUACCCCAACCCAGGGGGGACAGCUGCUAGUCUCUCUGGGUGUGGGUGACGACACACCAGUGCCCACAUCUAUGCCUCAAUUUGGGAGCUGUUAUGCUGUUAAAAAAAAUCCUUUCAAGGGUUUGACUCCUCCCCAGAUCAAGACGAAAGGGCAUUCUAAGACCCCGUGUAGCCUCCAUGUUGGAGCUGAACACUCAUUCCCAGGGAGCCAGGGCCCCAUGCCAGCAGCCUAGUUCACUGCAAAGUGCUCAUUCCAUCCUUCCUACUUCCUCCUUUCCAUGUGCAUAACUAAACCUCAGUAGAUAAGGCCACAUUAGGUCAGUGCCCAACAGAGAAAGGGCUCCAGAAAACUUGGUGUGCUCCAACCUUACCAGCCGAGACUGUUUCUGCUUCUAGCCAGUAACAACUUGAUGCUUUUUCCUUUUUGCAGUCCGUUACCACCAUUAUCACUUAUAAAAGAUUCCAGUUUUUUCACUAUCACAGUAUUAGAGAAAAGCCAGGCAGCUGGGUGGUUUGAUUGAAAGCAUGAACUAAAAUCACUUUCUUAGGUGCUCUCCAGGGAAAUGGGAGGUAACAUCUGAUUGCUGGCCUGGCAGGGGGAGGGGCAUCAGUGCCUAUAAAGGCCAUCCACACCUACCAUGGGCCCCCCACCAGUUAAGUGCUACCACGUCAACAGCAAAAGGCCCAGGGAGGCAGGGCAUGUUAUCUGGCAGAAGUAAGUGGUCAGUGAACAUGCAAGAUCCUCCACUGCUCUUGGCCAACAGAUGCAUCACUGAAACAAACAGGCCUGGCAUUUAGGGUAGAAUCUAUGGGCCUUCCUCAGAUUUGAAAUGUUAUUUGUUUGGGGUUGGAAUCUAUUACACUUUGUACUAAUUUGAAAUAAAAGUUAAAAGCUGGUUGGAAAUGA
Phyllostomus hastatus (greater spear-nosed bat) is the source of this 3761-nucleotide messenger RNA. RefSeq names its product serine hydroxymethyltransferase 1 (gene SHMT1). Gene Ontology annotation, biological process: protein homotetramerization; L-serine catabolic process; tetrahydrofolate interconversion. The coding region runs from base 177 to 1631 and encodes 484 amino acids. NCBI's taxonomy places the organism in Eukaryota, Metazoa, Chordata, Mammalia, Chiroptera, Phyllostomidae. The transcript has 12 exons. Gene Ontology annotation, cellular component: nucleus; cytoplasm; cytosol. Gene Ontology annotation, molecular function: pyridoxal phosphate binding; mRNA regulatory element binding translation repressor activity; protein homodimerization activity. The record is from RefSeq and is a predicted model, not a curated record.